Messenger RNA from Exserohilum turcica Et28A, 399 nucleotides. RefSeq lists its product as uncharacterized. Bases 1 to 399 code for a protein of 132 amino acids. The record is from RefSeq and is a predicted model, not a curated record. The transcript is spliced from 2 exons. NCBI's taxonomy places the organism in Eukaryota, Fungi, Ascomycota, Dothideomycetes, Pleosporales, Pleosporaceae.
AUGAAGACAUUUGUGAGACUCCUGGUUGCGGCAAUUGGUGCUAAAACGGCAUCCAGUCAAGUCAAAAUCCCAGACGUAUAUCACUUCCGGCGCGAGGACAUUCUAUCUCACCAUGAUGCGGACACAGCUCCAGACCAUAACAGUACUAUUGAUUUACCAGCUAUCGGCGCAGCCACAGUAGCACUCACAUUUCCAACUGCCACGGUCACUUUUACUCGAUAUGUCACUGAACGACUGCACGUUGAGAUCCAAGCUACGACCGAUACUGCUGUCGAUGCUUUACUCACUACCUGGUGGGGGCUGAAACAUGCUGCCUACGUGCAAGGAGCCGGAUUCCACGACUUUGACAUUCCCAUUGAACCGACAUGGGCUGGUCGAAUCAAGGUUGAAAUUGAUUGA